Messenger RNA from Chenopodium quinoa (quinoa), 2871 nucleotides. Its product is annotated as putative F-box protein At1g32420. Gene Ontology annotation, molecular function: protein binding. The coding region runs from base 489 to 1604 and encodes 371 amino acids. The transcript has 4 exons. Lineage: Eukaryota; Viridiplantae; Streptophyta; Magnoliopsida; Caryophyllales; Amaranthaceae. The record is from RefSeq and is a predicted model, not a curated record.
GGAUGUUUAGUAUUGAUUGUUUUUUGUGUGCAGCGAUACAAAUUUGCAAGAUUCGUCUUGCAAAUAUGUGGAAUUGUGGGUCUGUUGGUAUAGAAGUGCAAUUUAGAAAAUCCGUCUUGUAAAUUUGCAGAUCUUGAUGAUCAAUCAAGUUUUUCACUUUUGCGACUAUUCAUCAAUGGAGCUCCGUCAAGUACGAUGCAAAGACAUCUAAAAUUAUCCAGGAUCAGUUCAGAAGCGAUGCCAAUAAUUUAGAGGUGUUUAAUUCUUGUAUUAAGAAUUUAGAUCUUUUAAGGGAUGAUUAAAAGUGCCGAAUGACUAUUAUUAUUUUAUGAAAUCACCCCCUCCCUAUUCCAUUGAAAAAAGAAAAAAAAUAUUGUUAUUUACUGUAUUUUCUCAUUUUUUUCCUCCAAUUUCAUAUCCCCUUCGAUUCACUAAACAAAGAGAAAAUCCUAAAACAUCUGACAACUUUGCAAUUUCUGAGUUACAAAAUGCAGAAAAUGAUCAUCAAUUUACCAGAAGAGCUGUUGCACCAAAUAAUCAUCAGAUUGCCAGUAAAAUCUCUUCUUCGAUUCAGGUGUGUUUGUAAAUCAUGGUGUUCUCUAAUUAGCUCUUCAAAUUUCAUUCUUUCACAACUUCAUCAUAAUCAAAUUGAUGAGAACUAUGAUGUACUUUUUAGGAAAUAUUUAUUGGAUUUAAAGGAGGAAAUUUAUAGCAUACAUACUGAUAAUGAAGAAUUUCAGGAAAUUGAAACCCUUGAUUUCCAUUUUAAGAGUUCUUCUGAUUAUUUCUUGAUUAUUGGUUGUGUUAAUGGUUUAAUUUGUUUGUGGGAUGAAACACCCAAUACCCUGAUGUUAUGGAACCCUUCAAUUAGAAAAUACUACACUCUUCCAGUGUAUAAAAGAAGUGAUAGAAUCGGAUUUCCUCGGUCUGUUGUUCGUGAUAUGUGUUUCGGGUUUGGGUAUGAUGCUUUGUCGAAUGACUACAAAGUAGUAAGGAUUAUUUUCUAUAACAUGAUGUUAGAUGACAAUACUAUUGCUUUGAGAACUUUAGUUGUUGCUUUUUCUCUUAGAAGAAAAUUGUGGAGGAGGGUUAAAUAUGUUGCUCCUUUGUGUUUGUACUCUCGUUCGUGUAAUGUGGGUGGUUUUGUGUAUCGGUUGACACAAAUCGAUAACUAUGGGUUCGAGAUUGUGUCCUUUGAUUUGAGUGCUGAGAAGUUUGCGGAAUUAGCGUGUCCUGAAGGUGUUAAGUCUGUUAUUCGGUGUAAGACUGAGUUAACGAUUUUUCGUGACUCUCUUGCACUACUCCAUGAGUGGGAUUACAAGAGAUAUCAUAUUUGGGUUAUGAAAGAAAAUGGUGUGGAUAAGUCUUGGAUGAAGCUAUUCUCAGUAGACCUUGAUGGAGGUGUACCAGGGCAACGUAUAGUUGGGUUUAGUAUGAAAGGGCUGAUGCUAGUGGUUGGGGAAGGUAGCUUGUUAGUUUCAUCUGUCACGGAGGAUGUUGAAGUUGUGAAAUAUGUGCCUCCUGAACCUGAAUCUGCUUGGCAUGUGGAGUCGUACAAAGAGAGUUUAGUCCUAUUCAACGAGCGUGAUAGUCGACCCUUUUAAACAGCAAGCCUUGGCAAUGGAAUGCAGGUGACAACCGUGAAGAAGUUUGCAUAACAUUGAUUGAUUUGUACAUAAGUUGUGAAAUACGUGUCUUCUGGACUUCAACGAGCAUGGCAUGAUAUGUAGAAUCGUACAAAGAGAGCUUAGCUCUAUAUCUGGAGGGUGAUGAUCUAACCUUGUCACCACCAAAGUUUGACUAUGCUGAGCUGCUUGGAAGAAGAGAGCGGCUAUGGUUUUGUGAGGAAAGCAAAUGAUAUGAAUUUAAGAGUAAGGGCGCCAGGUCUGGAAAGGGAGCUACUACAGCCAAUCAAUCAAUCAAUCAAAGCCUUAAUCCCAUAAGUGGGGUUGGCUACAUGAACCAAAUUUGAUUAUUCUGUGUGGUCAUCCACAAAAAUCUUCCUCCUCCAUCCCUUACGAUCCAAUACUUCAUCCUCAUGCAAAUCCAUAUGCUUCAUAUCUUUCUUAACUCCUUCCAACCAGUCAUUUUCGGUCUCCCUCUCCAGGGAGCUACUACAGCCAUUUAAAACAAAUUAGAAUUGUGACUUUCUUGGCCGCAAGCUGGUUCUUGGUUCUUUUAUUCUGGUUUUCUAAACUGUAAUAGAUCAGCUACAUGCUUGGCUAGGUGAGCUUCGUUUGGUUUGUCAAGUUGACUGCAAGCUUCCGUUAGCUUCUCUUAAAGUAUGCUGUUGGUCUGGUCCUCUUUUGGCGGAUUUGGAUUGAAGUACUAUAUUUCAUCUUCUUUUAUUUCUUCUGGUGGUUAGGGAGAGCGGAAUCUGGAUAUUGUGAUAUAUAAGGUCAUUCUUCUCCCUCGUCUAGUAGAACAAAGGCGUUCAAUAUAUGUGGCCAUGUGGGUGCUUUCCAGCCAACCAAGAGGUGUCAUAAUAUGGACGAAGAACAUCAUGCUUAAUACAUCGAAGCACAUGAUCACAAACAUUUGUAUUUCCACCAUGGCUGACACCAAGGCCAUCAACGGUACAAAGUCUAUACCGUUGGAAGAAAAUCAAUCUACCCUCCCUUGUUGUGCCAGUGCUUGGUGAGUAAUCUGAUCUGAUUUAAAACAGUUUAUCGGCCAUGACUCAGCCGCCCUGUAGCCACCUCAGGUCUGGUAGCAGGGAAUGAGCUCAUAAUUUCGAUAUCAUCAGAAUGCUAAUAAUUUGUUCAGUGCAUGUAUAAUCUGCAUUAUCACAUAUUCUUCACUGUACAAUUAGUCAUAUAUGUAAUUAAUAAAUACUACCUUUGUUUUAAAAUAGACUUUCACAUUUGCCAA